UUUACUUAAAAUUUCUUUGUUUACUAAAAUUUAGCAUUUUACUUUACAAUGUUUCUAAGAAAAACAUUGUCAAAAUAUAAAUAAAUAAGGCUCGCUUCCGGUUUUCUAUACUUAAAAGUCUAAAACAACAAUCAGAAAAUAAUAAAUAAUUUAAGUAAUUUGUAAUGGAGAAGAGAAUACCAGAAAAAACUGAGUUUAAGUGGAGGAAUUAAGAAAGCAUUAACGGUGGAGUAGAGAUUUUAUAGGAAGAGUAGCUGCCCCAACCCCAUGAGCUUCUAUGGGGCCCCUACUCCUCGACGUCAUCUUCCUCUUUUACUUAAUUCACUUGCCUUCUUCUUCCUUCCAUAACCAUGACCACUGCAACACACCAGAUCUUUUCAUUCUUUUGCAUUUAACUCAUCUCUUUAGCUUUGAUCUUUUCAAGAAACCAUGGAUGAUGAUGGAUCUGCUCAUAGCUCACUGUUCGGAGACUUAUCCACCGAAGAGGUCACAAGCAAGGUCAUUCUCACAGCAAUCAUUGUUCUCUUCAUGGCGGUUCUUGUCGUCCUUAUCCUCCACCUUUACGCUAAACUCUACUGGUGGCGAGUAGACCAGCUCCAACAACAGCAGCAGCAAGAACAAGAACAAGAUGACCAAUCUUCCAUAGCUCCAACUGUAACCACUCGCCGCCAACGACGCCGUUUCAUCUUUGUUCCAGGGCAAGACGGCCUGUCCAGCACCGGUGGUCUGACCCCUUUUGAGCUCAGUUCAUUACCGAUUGUAUUUUUCGGACAAGAUGGUUUGGAGUGUGCUAUCUGCUUGUCUGAUCUUGUCAAAGGAGACAAAGCCAGACUGCUUCCAAAGUGUAACCAUAGCUUCCACGUUGAGUGUAUUGACAUGUGGUUUCAGUCUCACUCAACUUGUCCCAUUUGUAGAAACGCUGUUCUUGCUCUUGAGCAACCUAUCUCAAAGCAAAUCCAACUAGUUUCUAACAAUGCAGUAGAUGCUUUGUCUCAAAUUUCGAAUUCUGUUUCAAGUUCUUCUCCGGAGUUCCCCACCAAUGUCUUGGUAUGGGGUCGUCAGGACCAGGUAAGUACCAGAACCACCAAUGUUGGGUCUCAAGAAGAUGGUACUACUGGCAAUGCUGCUUCACAGAGUCAAGAUGAUGUUGUUCUGGAUAUCAAUGAUUCUACAAUUAGUACUCAUAAUGUACCGUCUUCAUCAUCAUCAUCAUCAAUGAGGUUUAUUGUUGAAGAGGAAGAACCAAAAUCUCCAAUGACAACGAGGUUGAGGUCUUUAAGGAGGUUUCUGAGCAGAGACAAGAGAGUCUCUUGCAGCAAUAGUGGUAGCUCCAAUGCUGCUGCAUUUUCUGUUGAUCCUUGAAGAUUAUGAUUAUAUUAGCUGAGUUGAGUUAAAACAAAAAAAUUGCCUGUAUAUGUCAAACUGUGUAGUGGUCUGGGCUUGGCUUUGUGUUUGAGAGAGCUUUCUUUGUUAUCCAAGUAAUAUCAUGUAUCUAUUCCAAUUUGGAAUUCAAAGCUUUUGUUCUCUAAUUAACUCCUGAGAUUAGUAGUCAUCAAAUGAUUGCAGGAAGCUACACUACACUAACAAAAGAUAUUUUAAUGUAAAACCAUAUGAUCUUAAGCUAAAACGUUGCUCAAAGAUUAUCAACUCUAACAAUGAGCUUACCAUGAG
This is a messenger RNA of Brassica rapa (field mustard), 1671 nucleotides long. RefSeq names its product RING-H2 finger protein ATL3. NCBI's taxonomy places the organism in Eukaryota, Viridiplantae, Streptophyta, Magnoliopsida, Brassicales, Brassicaceae. Gene Ontology annotation, cellular component: plasma membrane. The record is from RefSeq and is a predicted model, not a curated record. Gene Ontology annotation, biological process: protein ubiquitination.